AUGAACGACGACACCCCUUACAUACCCGAGAAAGACCCGAAUCAUCCUCGAUGGCUUCUGAAUAUUGACACUUGGGAAGUGUUCCCAUACGAAGCUGUCAAAGACGAGGUUGCGAGCAAUGGGUACGGCAUCGUUUCAUACACAUGGGGUAUGUGGUCGGAUUUCAACAAGGAAGCUCCAGGUCGACCCAAAUACCGUGUCAACCGCACAGCCGAGCCAGAAGACCUCCCUUGGAAGAUUCCUACUAUAGAAAAGAUUGAACUAUCGCACGCAAAAAGGAUUAUGCGGAAAUGCUUGGACGAUAGUAUAGCAUAUGUUUGGUGGGACUGGAUGUGUGUUCCUCAGGGAAAACGAGACACCGCGAUCACAUUGAUCGAAAAACUCGAAAAAGUGAAGGGUGACGAGAUUGCAAAACAGAUGCAAAUAUACCAGGAGGCGAAGGAAGGCUUCAUCUGGUUACAUCGCACGAAUUGGGACAAACCCAACUCCCUUGAGUUGCAAAAAUACUUGGAGCUAGGCUUCAAGCCUCAGCCGACUUUUGCGGACACCCUUUGCGAGUUUCGUCUGUCCAUGCGUAGCAUCCAGGAACAAGAACCGUGGCUUACCUCUGGCUGGACACUACAAGAGGGAGUUUUGCUGCAAAAAUCAAAGCUCAUGGAUCACGAGGGCGAACCACUUCCUGGGGAUUUUAUGUCCGAUGGUCCCGCACCGCCCGAAAGAUUUGCUUUGGUAGAAAACCUGUCUGUUCCGGCUACAGGCCUUGCCGACGAAAUUGCCACUGCACUAAUUCGAUACAGCGAGGGGUGGACUUCAUCUUCCGUGAAAAAAAUGCCACAAGGAGUGUCAGAGAGAGUCAAACAAGCACUUACUUAUUUCGGCCCUAAACUCGAAGACGGACAGCAUAGCCAUGCGUAUCAACAUACAGCCUCGACUUUUACAAACUUGAUACGUUGCGGGCUAGUUGCCUACUGGCCAGGGAAGGCGACGGUACUUUAUAUUCUUUCAGGUGCAGCGAGCAGGAGAUUUGCAGGCUUAGAAGACAAAUGCUGGGCUCUGAUCGGUGCACUAAAGCUAGAAGGUUUAGAUCCCUGGUAUAGCAACAAGGAGACGAAAGAAGGCAAAGAAAAAGAUUUUCGCAAGAUCAAGGAACAAUUUUUCGGGCCUCUGUUGAAGAAGUAUCAGUGGGAACUCUUCAUUGUACCCAAAGUCGAAGACCCAGAUUAUGAAACGCUAGCAUGGUUUGAAAGAAUCGUCCACGGUGGAGUUUUGCCUCUGAGCUUAUUCUUGGUUGAUGACCCUUAUGACAACUUGCCUAAGCUGGAUUAUGACGCGACAAAGGACGAAAUCAUAUGCACACUGGAAUCAUCAGGAUGUGCCUCAGACUUGACUGGGUCUACAUCAGACUCCACUAAGCGGAAUUUCAUUCAACUUAAGCAAGACGUUUUCGUCAGACAUUACAGGCAAAAGCGGUUGGAUCCAAUUGAUGCCGAUAGCCCCCGUGGAUUUAUUGAAGUGGAUGAAAUCAAGCUUGAGAAGAGGAGCGGACUCAUCUACCUUCCGGUAAUGGAAAUUCGUGUUCCUGACGCUUCGCAACUGAAUCUUGGAGACGGUUGGAGAAGUGUGGAGGAGGCGGAGAGGAAGAAGGAUGCGGAGAAGAGGGAGAAUGCGGAGAGGAGGAAGAAGAACGAGAAGGAGAAGAGGCUGGAGAAUGGCCCGGGUUUACGGUGUGCUGCGUUUAAUCUUGUUGGUGGAGGUGAGACUACAGGAUACUUCGAAGGAAUAGUAGAUCUAUGGGGGCUUCCAGGUGCGUUCGAGGACAUCACCUCGUACACAGAUUUCCGGAUCUGUGGGUCGAAAACGAAGCCCUUGGCGGAAGAAAGCGGGCGGUGCGUGAUGGCAUAG
Penicillium angulare is the source of this 1902-nucleotide messenger RNA. RefSeq lists its product as uncharacterized. The transcript has 2 exons. The record is from RefSeq and is a predicted model, not a curated record. Lineage: Eukaryota; Fungi; Ascomycota; Eurotiomycetes; Eurotiales; Aspergillaceae. Bases 1 to 1902 code for a protein of 633 amino acids.